Molecule: messenger RNA, 1815 nt
Organism: Daldinia decipiens
Lineage: Eukaryota; Fungi; Ascomycota; Sordariomycetes; Xylariales; Hypoxylaceae
Product: PCI-domain-containing protein
Exons: 3
Coding region: 333-1601 (422 amino acids)
Biological process (GO): ubiquitin-dependent protein catabolic process
Cellular component (GO): proteasome regulatory particle, lid subcomplex
Molecular function (GO): structural molecule activity
Source: RefSeq, a predicted model, not a curated record
GUACUAGCAUUUCAGGCAGUCUAGAGCUGCGUCAGUAGGUAUCCACUUUAUCACCUAAUCGCUAAUCGCAAGGCUGGAGCUGUAGUAGGAAACAGCGGGCGAGUCGAGCUCAGUUUGUACGUACCCUUUCAAUAAUUCCUAAAUUCCUAAAUUCCUGAAUUCCUGAAUUCCUGAAUUCCUGCUCAUUUGAACAACGUCCUUAUUACUUCUGUAUUAACUGUUCUAUACCAAUUCGAACCCACAAUCCGACACUCGAGAGUCCCCCCCCCCCCCUUACCUUAUUAUAAUUCGAGUUAAUUCCCAACUCGCAUCUCGAGCACACGCCAGUCAAUAUGGCUUCGCAGAAGCCGUCUGUGAAGGAAGCGCAAUCGCUUGCCAGCUCCGACCCGCGAAAAGCUGAAGCUAUCUACAAAGACCUCAUAUCCAAACCCCCCUCUGUUACCUCAGAUGCAGCAAUAAAGGAAUACGAAUCCGCCUUGAUAAGUUUAGGGGAGCUGUACCGGGAUGAGAAGAAACCCAAGGAACUCGUCGACCUUGUUACCACGAGCAGAACCGUCCUUUCGAGCUUCGCAAAGGCUAAGACGGCCAAGUUGGUCCGUCAGCUGCUCGAUCUCUUCGAAGCCAUCCCAAACACAACCGACAUCCAGAUUGCCGUCACCAAGUCAUGUAUAGAAUGGGCCACCUCCGAGAGGCGGAGCUUCCUACGCCAGAACCUUGAGACCAGACUCGUUACCCUGUAUAUGGCUAAGCUAUCAUACUACGAUGCCCUUACCCUUAUCAACGGUCUCUUGCGGGAGCUAAAGCGUCUGGACGAUAAGUUAGUAUUGGUAGAGGUUCAACUAUUGGAAUCUAGAGUAUACCAUGCUCUCGGCAACAACUCCAAGGCUCGUGCUGCUCUCACCAGCGCGAGGACGAGCGCCGCCUCGGUUUACACGCCUCCCUUACUCCAAGCGAACCUAGACAUGCAGUCAGGUAUGCUACACACCAUGGAUCAGGACUUCAACACGGCCUUCUCUUACUUUAUCGAGGCACUUGACGGCUACCACACCCAGGACGAGCCAGCUAAGGCCACCGCCGCGCUGCAGUACAUGCUUCUCUGCAAGAUCAUGCUUAACCUCGUCGACGACGUCAACAACCUGAUGGCGUCUAAGCAGGCGCAGAAAUACGCGGGCCAGAACCUCGAGGCUAUGAAGGCCAUCGCGCGCGCGCACUCGAACCGGUCUCUAGAAGAGUACGAGCGUGCCCUGUCCUCGUACCGCUACGAGCUCGGCAGCGACGCCUUCAUCCGCAAUCACCUACGUCGCCUCUACGACGCUAUGCUCGAGCAGAACUUGAUCAAGGUCAUCGAGCCCUUUAGCCGCGUCGAGAUCGCCCACAUCGCUAAGAUGGUCGGCCUCGAUACCCAGCAGGUCGAGCGCAAGCUCUCCCAGAUGAUCCUCGACAAGGUGAUCAUCGGUGUGCUUGAUCAGGGUGCCGGGUGCUUGAUUAUCUUCGACGAGACGCAGCGUGACGAGUCUUACGAUGCAGCCCUCCAGACUAUUGAGAAGUUGAGCAAUGUCGUAGAUGUCCUGUACACGAACCAGGCUUCGAUGCUGGAGUAGAUCUGUAAAGGGAGAGGUUUUACGAAGGUGAACUAAGCAAAUAAGAAAGUCUUCUUCGUGCAUCCAACGCUCAAGGAGGUGAAUGAAAGCUCGGCCAGUGUAAUAUUACUAGGUAGAGAAAGUAUCAGGCCAAGGCCCCGACGCUGACGAAGACGGCGUUGCGGCUUCUCUGGCACUCGUACAUAUAUCAACAUGAACUUGUGUCAAUUCAGGU